Caenorhabditis sp. 36 PRJEB53466 is the source of this 2588-nucleotide messenger RNA. The record is from the annotation of a GenBank genome assembly. NCBI's taxonomy places the organism in Eukaryota, Metazoa, Nematoda, Chromadorea, Rhabditida, Rhabditidae.
AUGAUGGACUCUGAUGAUGAUGCUGAUCGCCGCCGCGAUAAAUUCGCCAGAGAACGUCGUGACGAUGACAGGUUGGUUCGGAUUCGUCUCGAUGCUGAUUUUUCUUAAAAAUUGCAGCUAUAGACGUGGCGGUGGUGGAUACUCCCGCUAUGACAACAACAAAAGACCCGGAGGAAGGAGAGACGAUUAUCAAUUCAAGAGAAGUCGUGGAGAGUGAGUAAUAUUUUUAUUGAUUUUUACGACAUGAUUGAUUUCCAGUGACGGAGACGAUGGAUUCGACCCUGCUGGACGGGGAGACCGUCCGAACGACGAGGCUGUCGGAGGAGAUGACGCCUAUUCUGGGCCGCUUCUGUCCUUCAAAAGAUUCCUCGGAAACAUGGAGGAUGACAUUUCUCAGGAGGAAGCCAUCAAAAAGUACAACGAGUACAAGAGCGAGCAUAAAAAACAUCAGCUCGAGCGCUUUUUCCGUUCUCACAAAGAGGAAGAAUGGUAAUUUGAGUUUUCAGCUUUUCCAGCAGUUGAUCGAGACCAGAGGCGCAUUAUGCCGCGGUCAAAACGAAUGGAUUCAUAAGAUACAUGAUUCGUUUUGCUCGGCGCGGAUGCCUUCUUUCGAUUGAUUCCAUGACUCCCCCCCCCAUUUCCCAUUCAUUAUUGCCAUCUUCCCGCCAUAAUGAGCUGCGCACACCUCGUCCAUGUGCUUUUUCCAGGUUCCGUCAAAAGUACAAUCCGAGUGAUGCGAGCAAGGUUAAAGAAGCUCAUUUGGAAAAUGUCAAGCAUCGAUUGGAGGUAUUCAAUGAGCUGAAGAGCCAAGGAACUUUUGAUGGAUUUUCUCUCGAUUUCGAGAAUGCGGAAGCUAUUAUCCGUAUGCUCGAUUCUGGUAAAACUUUGAAAAAUAAUAUUGAAGAGAAAAGUGUGGCUUUGCAGUGGUUGUCAAAUUGGAAAAUGGAACAGAAGACGAGCUGAAGGCAGUUCUCGCCCAGAAGGUUGACGACGAGUCCUUGGCUGAUGCGAAAAAGUUAAACAGCAACGGAAUCGAGGAAGUGAAGACAGAAGUGAAAGAGGAAGAGCCGGCUGUUAAGGAAGAGCUCGAGGAGGGAGCCAUCGACGAUGGGAGUGAAAAGUCGUCGAACAAAGUCAACAUUCACAAAACCUGCUCUGUUUUCUUGAGAAACAUUCCGCCAGGUAUCACUUACGAAGAACUAGAGGCUCUGUGCAAGAGAAGUCCGGGUUUCCUUCGUCUCGCUCUCACCGACGGAAUCGCUGAGAGAAGAUUCUUCCGACGUGGGUGGGCUACUUUCAAGCGUGAUGUCAACAUCAAGGAGAUCUGCUGGACUCUAAACUCUCACAGGCUCCGCGAGACCGACCUGAAUGCCAUCAUCAACCGGGAUAUUACUCGCCGUAUUCGUACAAUCAACGGAGUCGCUGGCCACAAGCCUGCGUCCGUCAGUGACCUAAAACUUGUUGUGAAGCUCGUUGCUCUGUACGACAAGAAGCAGGGUCUGUUCAACGCUGCCGGAGAAUCGGAAAGUGAUCGAGAGAAGGACAUCCGCAUGGGAGUCGAUCUUGUUGCAGCAUCUACGAACCCGCUUCUCAAGGAAAUCCGUACUCUGAUUCCGAAUGAUAUUCUGGAUGAGAUCAGUGAGGAAGAAGCCGAGCUGCUCGGACAGACCAACGGAGAAGAGUCGCAGACCGAUAUGGUCCGUUUCGACAGGGAUGCGAACGUUUUGAAGGCCCUCGAUCUUCUGAUUCUUUACCUUCGCAUCGUUCAUUCGAUUGACUUCUACAAUCACGGACACUACACGCAAGAGGACUUGAUGCCAAAUCGGUGCGGCCUGAUUCAUGUCCGUGGACAGAUGCCAAGUGGAACCUUGGUUUCUAAAGAUGCCGACGGGCAGCUUCUUGUUUCCUCAAAGUUCGUCACCGAUUUCAUCUCGGGAUUCGCGAGCCGUGUCGACAAGGCGCUCAUCGAGAAGCAGUAUGUGAGUGAAGAUGAAAUGGAAAAAAUGGGAAAGAAGGACGGAGAAAAGUGAGUUGCAGUAAAACUUUCUACAAAAAAACGAAUUUAUUUUCAGAGAAGUCGAAGCGUUCAUUCUGAAGAACACUGUCGAACUGGCCAAGGACAAAUGGUUGUGUCCGUUGUCCGGCAAGAAGUUCAAAGGGCCCGAGUUCAUCCGAAAGCACUUGCAAUCGAAGCACGAGGACAAGCUUGACGAGGCCAAGAUCGAGGCGGAUUUCUUCAAUAACUACCUCGCCGACGCCGCCCGGCCAGUUGAUGUUGAGCCUAAGGCGCCGGCGCAGAGAGAAGAUCGCAGCAGUGGUGGAGACCGUGGAGGAUACGGAAGGGACCGCGAGGAUGAUCGAGGACCGAUCGGAGGACAUCGUGAGUGGAAACGGAGUUCUUAGUGUGUUGGAACGAUUCAUUUUCAGGCAACUCGUUUGGUAAUGGCGGUUACGACAGGAAUCGUGCGCCGCCACCGAGACAAAGCCUCGGAGGACGUGGUGGCGGAGGAAGAUUCUUCGACGACAACAUCCAGCGCCGCCCGCAGAUCUCUUACCGUGAUCUAGACGCUCCGGACGACAUCCCGUAA